Messenger RNA from Oreochromis aureus, 1985 nucleotides. RefSeq names its product lipase maturation factor 1 (gene lmf1). Gene Ontology annotation, cellular component: endoplasmic reticulum membrane. The transcript has 11 exons. Gene Ontology annotation, biological process: protein maturation. The record is from RefSeq and is a predicted model, not a curated record. NCBI's taxonomy places the organism in Eukaryota, Metazoa, Chordata, Actinopteri, Cichliformes, Cichlidae. Bases 30 to 1769 code for a protein of 579 amino acids.
UUUGUCACGUGAUCGUGACAUCCUUAAACAUGGCGGCAAGCGGUGAACGUGCCGAGAGCUCUGUGAGGAAAAGACGUGUUGGCAGCAGGAGAACAGAGACAGAGACAGACUCCGCUGUUAGCGGUGGAGUAGAGGGAAAACACUCCAGCAGCGACGCGGAGAAAGAGAAGCCGCUUCUGUCCUUACAGCCCGGGACUUUCUGGCUCACUCGCAUUGUGCUGCUGCGCUCCGUCGCCUUUAUUUACUUUGUGGCCUUCAGUGUUGCUUACAACCAGAACAAGCAGCUGAUUGGUGAACAUGGCUUGAUGCCCUGUAAGAGCUACCUCAGAAGUGUCAAGCGCUAUGUUGGGGGGAAGAUCGGCAUGGCCGCCAUGGCGUACACCCCCUCCGUUCUCUGGUUCUUGGACUGGAGCGACAUGGACGCCAACUUGGACGGCAUCGCCCUGUUGGGGAUGGCGCUGUCAGGGUUUGUCCUGGUGAUGGGAAUGGCCAACAUGGUGAUCAUGCUCACACUGUGGGUGCUAUACCACUCCCUGGUCAACGUAGGACAGCUGUGGUACUCCUUUGGUUGGGAGAGUCAGCUGUUGGAGACGGGCUUCCUGGCUAUUUUCUUGUGUCCGGUGUGGACUCUGUCCCAGGUUCCCCGCCGGUGCCCCCCGUCUCUCAUCUGUAUCUGGACCUUCAGAUGGCUCAUUGUUCGCAUCAUGCUGGGGGCUGGUCUUAUAAAAAUCAGAGGAGACAAAUGCUGGAGAGACCUCACCUGCAUGGACUAUCACUAUGAGACGCAGCCAGUUCCCAAUCCCAUGUCAUACUACAUGCACCGCUCUCCGUGGUGGUUCCAUCGCUUUGAGACCUUGUCGAACCACUUUGUCGAGCUCAUUGUCCCGUUCUUCACUUUCCUCGGCAGGCGGAUGUGUAUGGUUAAUGGAGCAAUCCAGAUCCUUUUCCAGGUGGUUUUGAUAGUGAGCGGGAACCUUAGCUUUCUGAACUGGCUCACCAUCGUUCCCAGUUUGGCCUGCUUCGACGAUGCAUCGCUGGGCUUCUUGUUUCGCUCUGGGGCUGGAGCCAAGAAGGCAGUGCUGGAGAUACAGAGUGAGGAUGUAGCUGGACGCACCCCAGCACCUACCAAAGGUAUGUUGAUUCGUCGGGUGGUUAACAUUUCUUUGGGCAUUCUGAUUGGCUACCUGAGCAUCCCUGUGUUGAUGAACCUGCUGAGUUCCAGGCAGGUGAUGAACACAUCCUUUGACCCGCUGCGCAUUGUCAACACGUACGGAGCGUUUGGCAGCAUCACUAAAGAACGUACUGAGGUGAUUUUCCAGGGCACUCUGAGCCCAGAUCCCAAGGACCCUGAAGCAUUGUGGGAGGAGUACCAGUUCAUGUGCAAGCCGGGGGACGUGUACCGGCGGCCGUGCCUCCUCUCGCCGUAUCACUAUCGACUGGACUGGCUCAUGUGGUUCGCUGCCUUCCAGACCUACGAGCAGAGCGAGUGGGUGAUCCACAUAGCAGGACGCCUGCUGUCCAACGACAGCACAGUCCUCUCACUUCUCGACCACAACCCGUUCCAAGGCAGAGACCCACCCAGGUGGGUUCGGGGAGAACAUUUCAGGUACAGGUUCAGCCAGCCAGGCAGUGCCAGCGCAGCACAGGGCAAGUGGUGGCUGAGGAAACGCAUCGGAGCUUACUUCCCUCCUGUGAACCUGGAAGGACUCAGGGGCUACUUCCAAUCCAGGAACUGGCCCCAUCCGCAUAUACAGCAGAACAGAAAGUAAAGUCGUGAGCUCUGAAGCCACACAACUCACUGUGAAGAAAGGGUGGGAUUAGAUUUCAUGAAGAACUUUUUCAUUGAUAUCGAGCAUCCACACAUUUAUUCCCACAUGAUGUGAUGGUUUUUGUAAAGCUUUCAAUUAAAGGUGUGGAAUUGCCCGCCUUUGUAUAUCUGAAUGAGUGCAGUUUCUAUAUUAAAGGGAUCUACACAUAUGUAAUGA